CUUCCAUCUGGCCCGGAUGCGUGCGUCGCACCAAAUCCAUAUGAUAAUAUGAUGCGAUAUCAUUUCAUAUACUACUCCAGCACAGAGUGGAAUUACAUUUGUGCAAAGAGAGCGUACGGUACGGUUGACCUGUAGCGCCUGCAACUUACAUCUUGGAUUGGACUGCAAACCUCCAUUGGAGCAAAGUCAAAUGCUAGCACGGUGAGCGCCUCCCACGGCCGCGCGCGAGACGAGAAAUGGAGGAGGGGAGAAGCAUCGGGAGGGAGCACGGCUCGCAGCACAAGAUGGGCAGCGGAAGGGUCGCGGCCGUCGCAGUUGCAGCCGGCGACGACCAUAUAGAGGUGGUGGCGGCGGCGACGGUGGCCGUCGCUUCUUCUUCCGGGCAACACGACGAUGAUGCCAACGGCGGCGUGCAGCAGGGACCGAGGUGGAAGAGAUUUCUAGGACACGUUGGACCAGGAUUUCUCAUCUCCAUGGCUUACCUCGAUCCUAGCAGUUUGCAAACUGAUUUACAGGCUGGGUACAGUCACAGAUACGAGUUAUUAUGGGUUCUCUUGUUUGGGUUCAUCUUCGUGUUGAUUAUACAGUCGUUGGCAGCGAAGCUUGGUGUCGUCACAGGAAGGCACCUUGCGGAGCUGUGUAUGGGUGAAUACCCUAAGUAUGUUAGAUACGGCUUAUGGUUUUUCGCUGAGCUAGGCGUGAUUGCUGCCACUAUACCAGGAGUUUUAGGAACUGCUUUAGCAUACAACAUUUUGUUUCACAUUCCGUUUUGGGCCGGUGUACUCAUAUGUGGAGCUACCAUCAUCCUACUUCUAGGAUUACAGAGCUAUGGGGUCCGAAAACUGGAGUUCAUGAUUGUACUUUUUAUGCUCGUCAUGGCCUCGUGUUUCUUUAUAGAGUUGAACCAGGUCAAUACUCCAGUGAGCGAGUUACUUGAGGGGUUAUUUGUCCCGAGACUCAGAGGACAUUAUGCUAUCUCAGAUGCAGUUGCCCUGAUCAGCGCUCUUGUUCUGCCGCACAAUCUCUUCCUACAUUCUUCUUUGGUUAUAUCAAGAAACAUACCAUCAUCAUGUGAAGCAGUUAAGGAUGCAUCGGUGUUCUUCUUGAUAGAUAAUGCACUCGCCUUGUUUCUUGCGCUACUCGUAAAUGUGGCCAUUGUGUCGCUAUCUGCAACUAUAUGUGUUGAUAAUAUUUCACUUGAGACUGACACAUGCAGCAGUCUUACUUUGAAGUCAGCAUUCAUACUAUUCAAGAAUGUUUUGGGAAGGUCAAAAUCAGUUGUGUACUGUUUGGCAUUACUAGCUUCUGGACAAAGUUGUGCGGUGAUUACCACAUAUUCAGGCCAAUAUAUUAUGCAGGGAUUCUCAGGGAUGAGAAAGUUAAUCAUAUAUCUCGUUGCUCCCUGUCUCACUGUGGUGCCUACUUUGAUAAUUUGUAGCAUCGGUGGUGCUUUACGAGUUCGUCAACUUAUCAAUAUAGCUGCGAUCAUAUUAUCCUUUGUCCUGCCAUUUGCUCUCAUUCCUCUCCUCAAAUUCAGUAGUUGUCCCUCAAUGGUAGGACCUUACAAGAACUCAAUAUCGAUCACGCGAACCUCAUGGAUCCUGUCUAUGGUGAUCAUCAGCAUCAAUACUUAUUUCUUUUGUAAUAGCUUCAUCAGUUGGCUUGUAUAUAGUGACCUACCAAGGUUUGCUAAAGCAAUAAUUAGCACCCUUGUCUUCCCUUUCAUGGCGGCCUAUGUUGCUGCGGUCAUAUACUUGGCUCGCAAAAAAGUUAUUAUCAAUGUGGCACUACCGUCCAGAUCAGUUUCUUGUGGGAUUGAAGUGGAAGAGGUGCGAAUAGAAGAUGGUCGAUAGUACUGAAGGUUUGGCUUGCUAGGUUGGAAUCAUGUUUUGGACACAUUUUGCUUUCUUCGAGAAUGAACCCGUUCUCGUGUACUGAUUCGAUUCCAUAGAGGCUCUUGUAACCAUGGUAGGACCUAGCGUCCCUCUUCUCCGGACAAACUACAGACUAAAGUGCAUAAGAUGAUUUUGAUCUGUAGUUUGCCCGGGCUUCAAAAAGUUUCUAGGUCCACCACUGCUUGUAACUCCUCGAUCAACGAAGCAUCGACUAGUUCAUGUAUAGCAUAAGGUGUAUAUAUUUUUAGCUAGUCAAUUGUUUGUCAUGUACGCUCAACUAUGCACCCAGUAGAAUGAACUACUUGUGAUUGUGCCUAGCCA
Molecule: messenger RNA, 2216 nt
Organism: Lolium rigidum
Lineage: Eukaryota; Viridiplantae; Streptophyta; Magnoliopsida; Poales; Poaceae
Product: metal transporter Nramp4-like
Exons: 13
Coding region: 237-1853 (538 amino acids)
Biological process (GO): metal ion transport
Cellular component (GO): membrane
Molecular function (GO): cadmium ion transmembrane transporter activity; manganese ion transmembrane transporter activity
Source: RefSeq, a predicted model, not a curated record